GAAAAAAAAAAAUCUGGCAACUCUAAUUUGUUGCUCUGAUUGAUUUAUCUGCAAUUUUGCAUAUGUAUUCAGUAUUUGUUCUUUCAUACUUUCUUCUUUUAUUAUGUUAAUAAUAAAUAAUAGCUAUUUUAAUAAGAAAUAACGUGUAAUCGUGUAAAAGUUUCACAGGCCAUUUUUCCUAGCUUAAUGUAUAUAAUUUAAUGUAUUUAAUGAUGAACGAGGAAGACAAGAAAAAUAUAAUUCAAGACCUUAAUUUAAAAAUUGGAGGCGAUAUUAAUGAUUUAUCUAAUGCUUAUGAAAUAGAAAAUGAACUGGUAGUGCGAAGAGAUCAACUUCAAAGCUCUUUACAUGUAGCAAAUAAUUUAGUACCUACCAAAUUAUCGUCAGCAAUAAUAAAAGCAGAAAGGAAUUCAACACAAAUCAAUAAUCUGAAAAACAAAAGUCAAACAUUGAAAUUAAAAGUAGAAAGUUUUUUACAAAAAACGGAACCAUUAAGAGAUGAGUUGAACAAGAGAUUUACAGCCAUAAACAAAUUAGAACAAACUCUGGUAUAUCUUAAAUCUUUUGAAAAAAUUGAAGAAUUGAGUCGUCAAAUGAAACAGUGUAAUGAUGAUGAACAGUUGGUCUUAUCAUAUGGAGAACUGAAGGAAAUGUGUAAACAGUACAAGGUGGGCCACAGAGCUACAUAUGUCAGAGAAUAUGUACAUUACUGGCAUAAUAUUCUUAAAGAUAAGCUUACUAAGCACUAUGAAGAUGUAUUAAAAUUACUAAAAUGGCCAAUCACAACAGCUGCAGAGAAUUCUCCACCUCCUAAAGAUGUUUUGAUCAGAUUCAGUAAUCUAACUAGAUAUUUGUUUCUUAUUGAAGAACCUGAGGAUAUGCAUGUUAACAUCAUUUCAGAAGAGGUCCAAGAGCAAGAUCCCUGUCUUCCAGUCAGAAUAUUAUUACGGCCUCUAAAAAAGCGUUUCACAUUUCACUUUACGGGCUCCAGACAAACUGCUAGGAUUGACCGUCCUGAGUGGUUCCUUACUCAAACACUGACGUGGAUUAAAGACCAUCAAGGCUUUGUUAAGAACUAUGUACAGCCUGUCGCUGAUAAAUUGCAAUUGAAAAAUGUUAAAACAGUGGAUGAAUUUAAUGCAGGUCUAAUAUCAUUAGCUGCAGAGAGACUCCAUACAGUAUUGGGAUUAUAUCACACACAAGGAACUAAAGGUGAAUUAGUAGAUGUGGACGCAGCUUUCGCGCAUGCUGUGGACGAAACUUUAGGAUUCCAUAGGGAGUUAGUUACUAUAACAGGCAAGGAUGGAAACAGUGUGCUCUCUGUGCUGACGAAAGCAGAGACCUUUGUUAGAUGGCUGGCUGUUGAGAAAAAGUAUGCUCUCGCAAAGAUGGACGAGACUCUAGGCAGCGAACAGUGGUGCGAGCCAGUGGCUGCUGGUGUCAGCUCGGCUGUUGGUACCGUGCUAUGGGUGCCACGAGGCGCUGAUUGGUUUAUAGCACUAUUGAAAACUAUUGAGGAUCGGUACGCCGUGUUGCCGCAGCCUGGUCAUCGACUCCAGUUCCUGGAACUGCAACUGGAGCUGGUGGAGGAGUGGCGCGUGAGGCUGACGCAGCUGCUGAGCGCAGCGUUGGCGACACUGAGCGUGGACUCGCUGCUGACGGCCGACGCGGGGCCGCACGCGCUCACCGCCGUCGUCAACGCCGCGCACCACACCCGCACUGUCCUGCUGCAGUGGGCACACUCACUGCACUAUCUCCAACUGCACUACUAUCGACGUCAGUUUCAACACUUCACACAGCAACAGCACCGCGACGAUGAUACAGAAUCAUCGUCGAGUUCUGAUGAUGACGAGGAAGAAGACACGGAUGACGAUCUCAUUAAGAAAUCAUCAAAGGCUGAAGGUGAAUCUGAUGAAACUAUGUCUUUAAAAGAAGUAGAAGUCCGUGCGAAGAAAUUAGCACUGAAUGAAGUUACCAGAAGAGAUUCAGUGGUUAUGGAAUUAAAUCAAUUUGAUAUUACAUCUCCGAUCGCAAACUUAGCAGUAACUGAGCCCCUAUCAACUAUGGGCGCGGAAGGAGCAGGAGGAGUUACGGAGGAGGCGGGAGUGUUCGCAGAAGCACCAGCGCUACUAGCACAUUUGCGUGACGCUGGUCUCGCUGCCAUAGCUGAUCACAUUCUGCUCGAAUUCAAAGCCUCACUGAGAGAUUACAAGAAACAAAAAUGGCAUGCAUGGAUGAUGGUAGAGGAGAUGGCGCUCUCGGUAUCGGCUGCGCUGUGCCGUCCGCUGGCGGCGCUGCUGGCGCGCGUGUCGACCGCGCAGCAGCGCCUAGCGCCCCCGCUCGCAGUGCGGCUGCGAGCCGCACUUGCACAUCACAUCGAUGACUACAUAUUUGAGGAGGUCGUUUUAGAAAAUUGGUUCAACACAGGCGGAACAGUGCAGUUCACACACGACGUUAAAAGGAACUUAUUGCCGGCUUUUACGCCUCCCAACAAAGUCGCUUCACAAGUGAAUCAGUUGCCAAAAUUAUUAGAAGCGUGUAAACUUCUUAAUAUGGACUACGACGAUGCUCGGCGACUGCGCGCCAGCUUGUCCAAACAACCCAACGCUGCAGUCGAAAACUUAUCCUCUCACAAUAUCCGACACAUGCAACCCAAUGAAGCCUUGCAAAUACUAAACCAGAGAACGGACCUUAGUGAUUCCACUUCCCCGGCUUCAGUUAUGGAGCUUUUCUGAAAUUUUGAAGGAGGAGGCGUCUAAAGUGCAUAAAUUCAUGUGAUAUGACACUGUAUAACUAGCUUCGACUAAUAACAACAAGGUUCACAAUCAGCAUUCGAGAAUGUCUUUUAUAUGGAAUAUGAAUAUUCUAACAUAUUAGAUAUUUACUUGAUAACCACAGCUGGUUGACGGUGCUCAUAUCAUAAUAGCUGAUUGCUUGCACGCUAUCUUAGGUCAACAAUAACUUCUAGAUGUCCACACAAAACAUCAAAAAUAGUCGAGCAAAUAAUGAAAUAAAGAUUGUGUUCCUAUUUUUAAUAUUUAAAUUAAAAUUACACAUUAUCAUUGAUAUUUAAAUUUUAAAUUAUACAUCAAAAUCUUUAAACAUUUCGACAAGGAUCUCCAAUCUUGAAUAAAAAUAUCGAUAUGUUGAAUUCGGUUCGAAUUUUCAAAUAGAUCCAUGAAAAAUCAACUUUAAAAAAUUUUACGUAAAACGAUUGCUCUUUUUGUAUUUGUAAUUUUGAUUAUAUAAACAAUUAUUAAAACGACGCCAUAUGCCUACUUGAAUUUUAUUUAAGUUCGUAAGGCGUUAUUUGGUGAUGUUAUAUUUGAAUUCUGUUUCAUUUCUUGAAGGUGUAUCUAGUUGUUUUGUUGAUCGAUGUACGCCAUGUAUACAAUGGCAGCGUGACCUGCGUUAGUUAGUGAAUGCUCAAGCGACUCCGCAUUGGAGUAUAGGCCUCCUCCUUUAUAAAGCUUUUAUAUUACUUCUAAACUUAUAAAUACAUUUAAUAUGGCUAAUAUAUGAAUGUUAAUGUAUGGAUACCUUGUACUAUGGUGUUAUUAUGUAUAAAUAUAGUUCAUGGAAUAAUUUGCUAGAUGAAUUUUCUAUAGAACUAUUUUGGCAAUUGUUAUAAGUAAGUAUUUAAUUACUAUUAUAAAAUGCAGUCAUUAUAAAGCAUUAUUUUAUUACUUACAGGGUUAUAAGUUACAAGAAAAAACUUAGCGAAAUUUUUCUAAUAAAGACUUUAAAGUUCAACUUAUUGUGAAGUACCUAAAGAAAACUAUUAUUUUAAUACUACUAAUGCUCAACCAUAAUUGAUAAUAUUCUAAUCGAUGUUUAAUAAACUAUUCACGCGACGUCUCCUAUUUAUGAACAUUAGAAUAUAAUUCGAAAAUUUUGAUGUUAAAAACAUUCCUAUUAUCUAUUUAAUUUUUUUUUAAAUGAGAUUGAUUGUUUUGGUACCACAUAGGUGCUAUAUAUUGUGUUACUAUAUUAUUAUUUUUGUACUUACAUUUUUUAUACAGAUUUAGCAGUUUAGUUUCUAAUUAAUGUUAUAUUAUUCAUAUGUUAUGUUAUAAUCUGUUUUUUAUACUUUUUAUAUAUUUAGUAGAUAAUCUUAUCAAAAUAACCGUGUAUAAAACAAAUGUGCGAAUUAACAGAUUAAAUAAUAAUAUAUUUAUGUUAUAUACUAUUUUGUAACAUUAUUUUUGUUUGUUCAAAAUUGGUCAUUUAACAAUUUUGAACAAACAAAAAUAAUAAUGAUACAAAAUAUUGAGAUACCUUACACGAUGCAAAUACACGCACAAGUUUGUUAACUAAAUAUACCCAGUAUAAAAAAUAGAUUAUUUAUUUAUUUAACACUUAAUUGCACCAACAUAACAGGAUUUGUUGAACAAUUUUCAAUACGUAUAGUGUAGUAUAAAAAGCGGUCUUAUUGCUAAGCAAUCUCUUCCAGACGACCUUUGGUUAGAAGGAAUUAAAGCAUAAAUAGGUAGGUGGUAGUCAUUCAGUAGUAAAGAUAUCCUACUUGUAGGGUGAAAAACCAAUUUUACUGCCAAAUUUUAAUGCAUAUCUUUUGAUUUGUAUAGAAAGAAAAGUACUGUAAUUGUUUUUACUGUACUACUCUAAUAGAAUUGGCAACAAUUACUUUUUUUAAAUAUUAACUUCCUGACUACAGUUUAUGUUGUAGGUACCGUGUUGUAGCUAAUUGAUGCAUUGAAACAAUUCGACAGUCAAGUGACUUCACUAGUGUUUAGACUGUUAUCAAGUAAUUGUAAUGUUUUGAACAUUAAUGUGGUGUGGUGUGUGGUUUGCUUUGUGUGAAUGAAUUCCUAACUUCGAUUUCGGGAUAUGUCAAUUUUCAAAAUUGACUCAGAUGUAAGUGUUCUGCGUUGUGCUCCCACAUUUUCGUUAUCAGAUUUCUCAUAAACAGAAUAUCUUAGCUUAAGAUCCAGCCAAUUGUGUAGCACUUAUGUAUUUAAUAUAUUCGUGUAUAUUUAAUGUAAAUAAGUUAUUAUAUAAAAGUAAUAUAUUGUUAUUGUGAA
Molecule: messenger RNA, 5042 nt
Organism: Galleria mellonella (greater wax moth)
Lineage: Eukaryota; Metazoa; Arthropoda; Insecta; Lepidoptera; Pyralidae
Gene: Rint1
Product: RAD50-interacting protein 1
Exons: 14
Coding region: 201-2735 (844 amino acids)
Biological process (GO): endoplasmic reticulum to Golgi vesicle-mediated transport; retrograde vesicle-mediated transport, Golgi to endoplasmic reticulum; regulation of ER to Golgi vesicle-mediated transport
Cellular component (GO): Dsl1/NZR complex
Source: RefSeq, a predicted model, not a curated record